Xylaria bambusicola is the source of this 2658-nucleotide messenger RNA. RefSeq lists its product as uncharacterized. The coding region runs from base 218 to 2434 and encodes 738 amino acids. The record is from RefSeq and is a predicted model, not a curated record. The transcript is spliced from 2 exons. NCBI's taxonomy places the organism in Eukaryota, Fungi, Ascomycota, Sordariomycetes, Xylariales, Xylariaceae.
GAAGAGCUCUACCCCCAAAUACCCAUUACUAUCGCGCGCUCCAAGGUCAUUAGCUUGGUCAAUAGGACCCCCAACACCAACACUUUCACCCGUCUGCUUGUCAGAGCUCAGGGUUGUCAUUGAUUCAUGAACUUACCUUUUAAAAAAGAAAGGUCGCUCUCAACCGAGAACAAUACAGAAUCCCUAUACUCACCACCUUAGGAAGUAGCAUAGCUCCAUGGAUAUAACCACUAUGCUCAAUGAACCUUCGGCAAAGCUUGCCGCGGCCAAUAUUGGAGGACCAACUUCAGGCACAAUACAAGUUGCGCCUGGAGGUGGAGAUGGAGGAGAGUUAACACCAUCAAUUACUGGACCAUUGUCUUGGUGGCCAGAAGGAACACUUGGUGAAAAUUCUGCUAUCGGCAGCAAGAAGCUGUUGGACACGGACACUUGCGGGAUAUCGCCACCUUACACCCUCUCGUUGCCGGUAAGGUCAGCUCAACAACUGGCUCUCAGAACGGAAUAUCUGGGUACUCGUCGGUCCCCAAAACACAAAUAUUCAGAUAGUCAAAGCAGCACAUCUUCAUGCUAUUCUUCGUCGACGCCUCAACACUCUCGGAUCUCGUCAACUUCUACGUUUUGCGAUAUGUAUAACGGGGAUGGGUCCCCCGAGGCUUCAGAUACGGAACCAAAACUGGAAUCCUCCGGCUGUUUUGGACACCCUCAGCAACCUUGCCGAGGGGAGUUCAUAUUAUCUGAUCAAGGAUCGCCGGCAGCGAUGGUGGGGAAAUCGCCCAUCCACGAGUCUAAUCGGCCUGCAUCUCCUUCAGAUGCUCUCCUGUUUCCUAAGUUGUUGAUACACCGUGAUGAACCCAGAGCUCAUGAUACUCUUAGCAGCACACAAGGGGGCUUCAACCCCAGCUUAUUGGUCCCAUCGCCAUCGGAAAUGUCUCAGAGACAUAAAAGGGCCGUUUCGGCACCGGACCAUCCAGGCGGCCACUCGUAUAACCAGUUUCUCUAUCAUCCUCUCGAGGCGUCUCAGCUAUCACCACUAACGUCUCAAAUGCGUCUACAGGCGCCAAAUCACCUAGCAGAGAGCAUCAGCCCUCCAGCUUGCACGCCCGCUGAAACCACACCUCAGAUAUACUGCAUGUACGAUAAGAAUUGUGACACUGGCUCUACCCUUCGAAAGGCUAUCUCCCACAUAUUCGGGCGAAAUAAAUUGUGCACUCGAAGAAUCCCGGACCGCAUUUGGGUACACUAUUGUAGGAAGCAUUAUCAACGCAGUCGGUACCGCAACGUGCGUGAUUAUUCGCAACGACAGUGCGAGCUGGUCAUAGAACAAAUUGUUCGUAUCCAGGACUGGAGCAACACUAAUAAAAAGAACAAUAGCACACUAGUCGUUCGAGAUUGGACAUUAUCGAUGCGCAAGCGUGAACAAACCAGGAUUCAAGAUGAAAUGUACAAUAAAGGCAAGAAGAGACUCUAUAGUGAAAGGAGCAACAGCAAGGAAGAAGAUGAUAGCGCUGAUCCUAUGGCGCAUACUGGUACUGCUGUACCCGACUGGCUCAGAGAAAAGUGUAAUCAGGUUUAUGUCACAGAGGAGAUCAUUAGCAUUGCCAACCGGAUUCGAGACGACGUCUGCAAUGGAAAACUGGACCAAAUCCCAGAUAUUGAGAUCUUGCCAAACAUUCCCGCCGACAGCACCGAGGACGCAAAGGCGAAGACGCCCUCCAGGCGGAAAUCUGGUGGCCACGGACACAAGCGGGCCCGAUCCCUUUGCGAUACUAUACCUGAGCCAAUCUAUUCAUCCUAUACUCAUCUGCCACCACUUCCAGAGCCAUGUGGUGGUCAACAUGAGACGAUAUCAUAUCGACAUUCCCGUACACGCUCGAAUGUUCCUCCUAAUACACAUGAGCAGGCUGGUUCAUCAUACCAUGGCAUGUUUCGCAUGCCUCGAACACCAAACGCGAGGCGUUCUGCGCACCAUAGAUCAAUUUCCGCUAGCGUCAACUACUCACCCCGCGGAAGAUAUGAUGCCCGAAUGAAUGUAUUGUCGUCUCCAACAUUUGUCUCGUCCUCGUUACCAGAGCCUCCAUUCACCCCUUCGUUGCCGCCGCCGCCCACGAGCAGCCCUGGCUUCACAUUUAGUCAUAAUCACAAUGCGCAGAACGAGCUCGAAUACGCGCAACUCAGCUCGCAGAGAUACCCAAGUUCAUAUGGCCCUAGACAUUCGCGACAUCAAAGUACUCCUAUCAACACCUACUCGGGUAAUAGUCCGCAGGUUCAGACUCGCCCGAGCUCUCAUAAUUAUCAUCAGGGCUAUACCUUUCAAGGAUACGAUCUUUCCGUUAAUACGAGGUCAGUGCCAAGGUACCUGGAUACCUACUACACUCCGGUACCUAGUCUACCUGAGGGAGGCCAGAUGCAAAUGCCUCGAUCACAGCCGCACUAAAUCUUCUCGGCCUGUAUUCUAUACCCAUUUGCAUUGCCGAAUCUUUCCUUCCCUUCCCUUUGAUCUCAAUAUUCCCCUUCCCUAACUCUAACUCUUAUUUACUAAACUAUUUCUUUUCUCUCUUCCUCUCUCUUUUCAUCUUUGUGUUCUAUUUCUGUACCCUUAUGUCUUCAUGUUUAGAAAUAGAUACUACAAUGGUCCUUAAUACACCACGGCGCUGGAGG